CGCACUAUAAGCAGGAGGCGGGCGCGUGCACCAGGCAGCGAGCGGCACCUGUGCAGGUAGGGAGCGCGCCGCGGCUUCAGAAGGGGACUCGCGCUGCUGACGGCGGUUGCUGCCCCGAAAGGAUCGGUGUCUGACCUGGCCAUUCUGAGUGCUUGCUGCCGAAACUCCAGCAUGAAAAGCGAAAGGGAGAUCCCGCCUGUCGUGCAGAGGGGAAACCGGGAGAACCGGAGCAGCGACAGACAGAACCGGGAACUGGAAACCGUGGGGACAGCGGCCAACAUCUGCACGAAAGCCAGAGAGGAGAGGAAAACGGCCCUAAGCAAGGUGGUCAUUCGUCGUCUUCCACCCAACAUAAGUAAAGAACAACUGGAGGAGCAGCUGCACCCGCUCCCAGCACAUGACUAUUUCGAAUUCUGUACCGCCGAUCCCAGUUUAUACCCACACCUUUACACAAGAGCCUAUAUUAACUUCAGGAAUCCAGAAGACAUUCUUCUCUUUAGAGACAGAUUUGAUGGAUUUAUCUUCAUUGACAACAAAGGUCAGGAAUACCCCGCUGUGGUUGAGUUUGCUCCUUUUCAAAAGGUUUCAAAAAAGAAGCUGAAAAAAAGAGAUACAAAAGCUGGAAGCAUUACGGAUGAUCUUGAGUACAAGAAAUUCCUCGAGAACUAUUGUGCUGAUGAGGAGAAAAUAAGUGCCAAUCCAGAGACUCUUCUGGGAGAAAUUGAAGCAAAAACAAAAGAACUCAUUGCGAGGAGAACUACACCCCUGUUGGAGUUCAUCAAAAGCAGAAAGUUAGAAAAGCAGAGAAUGAGAGAAGAAAAAAGAGAAGAGAGGAGAAGACGGGAAUUGGAGAAAAAGCGCUUGAGAGAGGAAGAAAAGAGGAAACGUAGAGAAGAAGAAAGGCGUAAGAGAAAAGAAGCCGACAAGCAAAAGAAAAUAUCUGAAAAGGAAAUAAGGGUUAAGCUUCUUAAGAAACCUGAAAAGGGAGAUGAGACAAAUAGUGAUAAACAGAAGGCGAACCUAGAGGAGACUGAGGGAGAAGAAGCAAAAUGGGAAAAAUCCUCUCUAUCCGAGACUAUAAAAGUGCGACCAUUUGAAAAUGUCAUCAAGGAACUGAAAGAAAAGACACAGAAUGACAGUGACAAGGAGCAACGAGAUGUCGACAGGAGAUUCUGUGACAAAGAACAUGAAAAGCCAAGAUAUCGAAUGGACGAUGGCAGAAAACCUAGACAACAUUAUGAGUAUGACAAGUUUAUGAGGAAGAACGAAGAUGACCAGAAGUGGGGCAAGGCGUACAACCAAGACCGAGGCAAGAAAGGGAACCACAACUCUAGCCUUGCAACGGAUACAAUAGACAAACUGGGUAAAGAGGACACGUGUGAUGACAUGGCAUCCAAAAAGGAGCGCAUAAGAAAUAAGGAUCGUCCGGCCAUGCAGCUAUACCAGCCAGGACCUCGCAGCCACAGAACUACAGGAUGUACAAAUAAAGGUGUUGAUGAAGAAUUCUACAGAAGGAGUGAUACAGAAGUUUUAACAGGACAAGCUUUGCAACAGAGCGAAGAAGCUGGGUGAGAUGUGAAAGACGCACGGAAGAGAGACCAGGUGCUGGUUCCACAGGUGUACUCAGGGGCCUUACACCUAGAGACAAAAGAAGCUGAAGCCAGAUUAUAUUUGCCUGCUUCAUUCUUUCCGUGGAAACGAGCAAUAGUGAAUAUAAAAGCAUCCCCCGAAUUAGUGUUUUACUUCUCCUUCCAGUGCCAAAAAGCUCCCAAUAAACCGCACUAAUGCUACAGUGUGAAGGUGGUUUGUAUUUUUCUAGAUUAAGUCAUUAUAAGGAGAUACGUUUAACUGAAUAAUGCAUCGUUUAUUUAGUUUAGAUAAACCACACAUGCCGUUGGAAGGACUUCAUACUUAUUUAAUCUGUCAUACAUUUUGGUCUGUUGUAGACAGCUUGUAUGUUAGCAAUAAGAACAACUAAAUUCACUUGGUGGAUUUUAUUUUUGGCAAUCUAGUUUCUCAGCUGUACCCACACUUUUAGUAACAAGCAAGAAAUCAGAUUUCAGUGGUCUGCAAAGCCAUGUUUUUGGGAGUGCAGUAGAUGGUACUCCACAUCCUUGGCUCCUACAUGAUUUGUCUAUUCCACAUCUGCAGUCAUCAAGCCAUCUUAUCUUCUUGAAAUCCUGUGGGAGCCCACUUUUGUCUUUGCCAC
Molecule: messenger RNA, 2209 nt
Organism: Spea bombifrons (plains spadefoot toad)
Lineage: Eukaryota; Metazoa; Chordata; Amphibia; Anura; Pelobatidae
Gene: UPF3A
Product: UPF3A regulator of nonsense mediated mRNA decay
Exons: 10
Coding region: 172-1572 (466 amino acids)
Biological process (GO): nuclear-transcribed mRNA catabolic process, nonsense-mediated decay; positive regulation of translation
Cellular component (GO): nucleolus; cytoplasm
Molecular function (GO): telomeric repeat DNA binding
Source: RefSeq, a predicted model, not a curated record